UUUUAGAGAGCCCGAGAUUCUUCACGGCCGUCUGCGUAGCACACAUUCCCUUGGCUUUCUCCUUUGCACGACGAUGCCCUCGCUUUCACUUCUCUUAUCCACGUAUACUGAAUUCACCACCCCAGCCUGUCUUUAACGAAAUGCCACCCUCAGACAACGAUGACAGCACGGCUCUCAGGAGGAGAAGGCCUGCAGCAGACAAUACGCCCACCUCGGUCCCAGGCACGCCGACUCUGCCGGCCACACCCGCAGAAAAGGAGUCCUCCACCAGCCUCUCGGCGUUCUUGGAGCCCAAGCGGCUGUCACAGCGCUUGUCGGGCGGCAUCAAGCGCAUGCGGCGGCGGUGGUUCCUCGUUGGCAUCCUGGUUGGUGCGCUCAUGGCCGUCGGCACGAUCCUCUACACAAACCCCUUGCAGAGCGAGCACAUUGACCGGCUCUCGCAGUUCUUUGACGACCUGGACAUUCCCGGGAUGAUACCCGACGACCUGCGCAGCGAUGUCAUCAAGCUGCUGACGCCCAGCGAGCUGGAGAUGGGCGGCGAGACCUACGCAACCGGCAACUUCCAGCCGGCGCAGAGCGUGGCCGGCGACGAGCAGCUCAAGAAAAAGCACCCGGUCAUCCUCGUGCCCGGGAUCAUCUCCUCGGGGCUGGAAAGCUGGAGCACAGAGAACUGCUCCAAGCCAUACUUCCGCCAGCGCAUGUGGGGCACAGCCACCAUGUUCAAAGCGCUGCUGAUGGACAAGGACUGCUGGGUAAGCAGCAUGAUGCUUGACAAAAAGACCGGCCUCGACCCCCCGGGCUACAAAUUGCGUGCCGCCAAGGGUCUGUAUGCCGCUGACUACUUCAUUACCGGGUACUGGAUCUGGGCCAAGCUAAUUGAGAAUCUAGCGGUUCUCGGCUACGACAGCAACGACAUGUUCCUGGCCUCAUACGACUGGCGCCUCUCUCUCAAGAGCCGCAUCGAGCUGAACAAAAAGGGCAGCGGCGAGAAGACCGUGCUCGUUGCCCACUCGAUGGGAUCGCAGAUCAUCCAGUUCUUUAUCAAGUGGGUGGAGUCGCCUCAGGGCGGCGAUGGCGGCGACCACUGGGUUGCCGACCACAUUGAGGCCAUGGUGAAUCUGGCCGGUACCCCGCUCGGCGUCCCCAAGACUCUGUCGUCGCUGCUAUCCGGCGAGCAGCGCGAGACCGUGCAGCCCUUAGCCAACAUGCUGCUGGAGCGCUUCAUGAACCGCUACGACAUGGCCAAGAUAUUCCGCUCCUGGCCCUGGCCUGCCCUCGCUCCUUCCCAAGGGCGUGAGCCUACUGAGCUGUUCAACGCCAAGGGUGACUCGUGGAUUCCCAAGGACACACCGCAGUUCCUCUCCUACGGCACCCAGGUCAAUGUUGACGACGGCGAAUGCAAAUCGCUCAACCUGCUGAUGUAUGUGCUGGACAAGGACUCGGAGAGGCUGAUGCGCCGGCACUACAGCUACGGCGUGUUCCGCACCCAGCACGACAUGGACGCGCACAGGGACGACUACCGCAUGUGGACCAACCCGCUGCAGCACCAGCUGCCGAAUGCACCCAAUAUGACGAUCUACAGCUUCUACGGCUACGGCGUCGAGACCGAGCGCGCGUACUUUUACACAAAGGACGGCGAGACCAGCGAGGAUGGCACGCCAUCACUGCGCAUCGACAAGCGAGUACGGCCGCAUCUAUCCAACGUAGACAUUGGCGUGGUCGGCAGCGAAGGCGACGGCACAGUGCCGCUGCUGUCUCUGGGCUACAUGGGCGCCAGCGGAUGGCGCAAGCCGCUGUUCAACCCGCAUGGCGUGCGCGUCGUUACCAAGGAGUGCCGGCACAGCCCGCUGGCUGCCUACAAGGACAUUCGCGGCGGAGUCGGGGCAGCCGACCACAUCAACAUUUUGGGCAACUACGAGGUCACCCUGGACAUUCUGCGCAUUGUCUCUGGCUACGGCGGCACGAUCAGCGAUCGGUUCACGUCAAACAUCCUGGACUAUGCAGCCAAAAUCGACAUUUGAAAUUGGUGGAAUAGGUGUCUAAUAAAUGGUUGUUACUUUUA
This is a messenger RNA of Linderina pennispora, 2062 nucleotides long. Its product is annotated as LACT-domain-containing protein. Gene Ontology annotation, cellular component: cytoplasm; perinuclear endoplasmic reticulum. The record is from RefSeq and is a predicted model, not a curated record. Lineage: Eukaryota; Fungi; Kickxellomycota; Kickxellomycetes; Kickxellales; Kickxellaceae. Gene Ontology annotation, molecular function: phospholipid:diacylglycerol acyltransferase activity. Gene Ontology annotation, biological process: lipid storage; triglyceride biosynthetic process. The transcript has 6 exons. The coding region runs from base 141 to 2021 and encodes 626 amino acids.